AUGGGAAGUGCUAUUAUCAACAUUGCAACAUUAUCAACAUUAUUUAAAAUUCAUUAUUCAUUAUUUAAAACUCAUCACUCAUCAAAUUUUCACGUUCUUUCGGUAAACGAACUUAUCAUAAUCAAACUGGUUGAUUCAUCGUUAAUUUUAAUGACAUAUUCUCAAGUUUUUCGUCUUUUAGCAAAGAGAAUUGUGAAUGCUCGCCUGCCACGCGUGCGGCCCGGGAAUAUUACGAUGAAAACAGGGUUUUUGGCUGGUUCCAUUAACUGCUACAAAAUCCUCAGAGAACCACUUGGUGGUUGGAUGAUUUCAUUUUUAAUAGGCUUACCCCUGACAGGAGUCGAAUUAAAACGAAUGGAGCAAAUAUUGUUAUUUCAUUCAAUUCGACGAAUACAUUGCGUUGUUGGACGUGUGGAACACUGCCAGGUUGCUUAUAUAAGUCGAGAAUCGACUGGGCAAAUUUAUCGACGACUAUGCCAUCUCUUUAAAACUGAAUCUACCAAUCAGGUGCAUGAAAUAGAGUCAGUUCUGGGCCAUGCAUUCGAGACAACUGUAUCUUCGAAACCUUGCUCAGAUGUUCGAGCAGUUCCGUCGCCGACAUCUAAGGCACUAUUAUCAGAAGGAAUGCAUCCAGUGACACCGCUAAUUACAGUUGCUUCGACACCCGUUGGUCCUGUCAAACCUCGUGCUAAUCGUUCAUCGCUGUUCCUCAAUCGUAUUUUCGGUAGCAAAUCACGCAGUGAUCUUCAAGCUUGUGUUAUUCCUGAAAUCACACCGGCAAGGCGCAGAAGAAGGCCAGUAAGCGCUGUCUUCAGUCAUGCACUUCAUCGAUUAUCAACAGCAUCAAUUUAUAAUAAAAGAGUUAGUACACCCAAAUUUUGGUCUUUUUAUUGA
Molecule: messenger RNA, 894 nt
Organism: Dracunculus medinensis (Guinea worm)
Lineage: Eukaryota; Metazoa; Nematoda; Chromadorea; Rhabditida; Dracunculidae
Source: the annotation of a GenBank genome assembly